Molecule: messenger RNA, 675 nt
Organism: Topomyia yanbarensis
Lineage: Eukaryota; Metazoa; Arthropoda; Insecta; Diptera; Culicidae
Exons: 1
Coding region: 1-675 (224 amino acids)
Molecular function (GO): nucleic acid binding
Source: RefSeq, a predicted model, not a curated record
AUGAACCAGAUCACGUCAGAUCGCACCUGCGAACGAAUCACCUGGCAUUUCAGCCCACCGAAAGCCCCACAUUUUGGAGAACUGUGGGAGGCGGCUGUGAAAGCGGCCAUGCGCCAGCUAUACCGUCAACUCGGAAACUCUAAGCUGUCCUUCGAAGACCUGGCUACGGUACUUACACAAAUACAGGCCAGCACGAACUCGCACCCCAUCGUUCCGCUAAGUGAAGACCCGAACGACAUAUCAGCAAUUACUCCCGCCCAUUUUUUAAUCGGGGGCCCUAUGCAUUCUUUAGCAGAACCGUAUAUAUGCCUUCAACGUACAUACCAGCAGUUCUGGCAUCACUGGAGGACAGAGUAUUUGCAGGAGUUGCAACGGGACACCAAAACCUGCCAUCCCAAUACCGAUAUCCAGCCAGGCAGAUUGGUUGUCCUAAUGGAUGAGUUGCAGAUGCCGGUGAAGUGGCCGCUUGCCAAAAUAAUUGCAAUUCACCCUGGCAGAGAUGAUCUGGUGCGAGUUGUUUCACUGCGUACCAGUCGAGGAGUCAUCAGGAGACCUAUCACCAGAAUUUGUUUGCUGUCAACGGAGGAGAAGGACGCUGAAUUACCACAAGAGGACAUUCAACCCUCAACCGGUCCAGCGGAAAUUGUAGACGAUCACCCAGAAGAAGACCACUAA